AUGUCUUCUUUUCCUUACUGCCUGACUUGUUCAAGUUGGUUUCUUCAGCUACCACUUGAUGGCGUCACAUCUAUAGUUGAUGGUUUGAAGAUAUUGUACGGAGAAACACUAAAGCCAUUGGAACUUACAUAUAAUUUCAAUGAUUUUGUAUCUCCAUCAUUGACCGAUGGCGAUUUUGAUGCUAAGCCGAUGGUCUUGCUCUUGGGUCAGUAUUCGACCGGAAAAACUACAUUCAUUAAACAUUUGCUAAAUGUAGCUAUCCAGUCCGGACCUGAUGCAAGGAGCAUACCUGGAAAUACCAUAGCUGUGAAUGCAGACCUUCUUUUCAGUGGUCUAGCAAGUUUUGGAGGCUCAUUUCUGUCAAAAUUUGAGUGUUCUCAAAUGCCUCAUCCGUUGCUAGAUGAAAUUACGUUGGUGGAUACUCCUAGAGUUCUAUCCGGAGAAAACCAACGAGCACAAAGGGGCUAUGAUUUCUUUGGUGCCAUAUCGUGGUUUGCUGCAAGAUCUGAUCUCAUUCUUCUUCUAUUUGACCCUUAUAAGCUUGAUUUCAACUAUGAGUUUAAGCGUGCAAUUGCAUGUCUACGGGGUCAUGAUGACAAAAUCCGAGUGAUCCUAAACAAAGCCGAUCAAGUUAAUACUAAACAAGAUCACCCGGAUCUUGGCAUCAUGACCCCGUAG
Messenger RNA from Prunus mume (Japanese apricot), 678 nucleotides. NCBI's taxonomy places the organism in Eukaryota, Viridiplantae, Streptophyta, Magnoliopsida, Rosales, Rosaceae. The record is from RefSeq and is a predicted model, not a curated record.